This is a messenger RNA of Macrobrachium nipponense, 3193 nucleotides long. Its product is annotated as vesicle-associated membrane protein 4-like. Bases 193 to 564 code for a protein of 123 amino acids. Gene Ontology annotation, biological process: Golgi ribbon formation; vesicle-mediated transport. The transcript has 5 exons. The record is from RefSeq and is a predicted model, not a curated record. Gene Ontology annotation, cellular component: membrane. Lineage: Eukaryota; Metazoa; Arthropoda; Malacostraca; Decapoda; Palaemonidae.
CAUUAAUACAUUCUGUAUCAUAAACGGACGUCACAAGUGUCAUGGUCAACUGCACCUCAUUCUGCCAAAGUCUGAAUUAGACUCUGGAGAUGGAAAUGUAGUACUUUUGUAUAGGGAAAUUCUGUGGGUGAACUUCGAUAGCGCCAUCACCAGAUAAAAAGAAGAAGAACGGCGCAGGUGGCAGAGGACAGAAUGGAGGAAAGACUCAUAAACAAUGAUGAAGGAGAUGAUGAAGAGGACUUCUUUCUUAAAGGACCAUCCUCAAAGAAAACGGUGCGAUUUGCAACAGAUAAGAUGAAAGAUGUGCGUGUGCAAAUUGCUGAAGUAACUGAUGUGAUGAGAGACAAUGUUGGAAGGUUGCUAGAGAGGGGGGAUCAGCUUGAUACCUUGCAAGAUAGAUCAGAAAACUUAGCCACAACCUCAGACCAGUUUCUUACAUCAGCAACACGUCUAAGACGCAACGUGUGGUGGCAGAAUACCCGUGUAAAGGUCUUCAUUUUUAUUAUUGCUAUUAUCAUUAUACUACUGAUAUUAGUUCCAGUUAUACUCAAACUGAAGUCUUAACUCAACUAAUCUCCAGCUACCAUUUCCAAAUUUUGAAGGAAUUUUCUCUAGUCUGCGCUAUUUCAAUUGGUCUACAAGACUUUAUUUGAACAAAAAGUGAAGGUAUAUUUUUUUAUGAUUGUUUGUUGCUGAGCUUUAAUGGUCUUUUUGAAGAGUUAAUUAUGAGUGGACAAUUUAAGUUCCUUGAGGUAAGGUAGAAGUUUAGAACACUAUAAUUUUGUAUUUCCCAAAAUAUUCAUUACAGUUUUGAUUAUCAGGGCUUCCUGUUGUAACAGAAUUGUUUAUGCAAAAAUUUCCAGGUCUUUUGGUGGACAACUUUUGAAGAUGGGUAUUAAACUUAUUAUAAAUGAUACCUGAUAUGGUAAUCAUGAAGAGUCUGGGUGAGAAAGACAGAGAUACUGGAAUUCAGUUCACUUCAUUUCAUGUGCUGUAUCUAAACUAUGGAUGUGGAGGAUGAACUUGAGUAUGUUUCUAAUGUCAUUAACUCUUAAUUUUUAGCCACUUUCAUAUAACCUUUUUGCCUGCGAAGAGAAUGAGAACUGUCUUUUGUAUGUCAAUUAUUUAACUGAGCUUGAGUGUAGUUGGUUUGUGUUAUUCAAAAUUGAUAGAUAAAAUGGUAGCAUUAUUUUAAAAAGUUGUGUAAUCUGCAACGGAGUUCUUUCUAACAGGCAUAAAGGUUGUUGUUUAUGCUUAUUGCCCUAUGUUCUUUGUUGAUGUGUCUAUGUGAUCUUUCUUCUGAAUGAUAAUAAUAGAAAAGAAGCAAAGAAGAAUAACUUCUAAUGAUGUGUAUAUUCUUUAUUUUUUCUUUAUGAAGGUUUUGGUGAUUUCUAGAGACCAACCCAGUAUUUACUUUGUAUAUUUUUGAAAGAUAUGUCUGUUGGUGUUCCUAAAACAGAGUAUAGUAUAUCUUUUUGUCACAUUAAAGUAAGCUGUUUACUGUAAUAUCUCAUGACAAGGAGCUACAGCUUUUGUAGUUUACUUGACAGAUUUGUACCCCAGGUAAAAUUUGAAGUGAAUCUUUAUAUGAACCCUCAGUGAGGUUCUUUCUCUGUUACUUUCUGAUAUUAAAUUUUAAUGCCACAGUAAUUUUUCACAUUGUGUUUAUAUAAGAGAUUGUAGCAGUCUUCAUCUCUCACAUGUUUGAUGUUUUGAUAUGGUGAGAAUCAAACAUUAGUCUUGUAUUGCUAACAGUUGAAAUUGAAAUUUUGCCCCUUGUUUUUACACUAUUUAUACAGUACUUGGUUUCAUUGAAACCUUCAUAAUUUAAAAAAAUAUUGCAAAAAGUGAAAUUUUCCAUAAUUUAUUUUGUGAUAUCAUUAAUACCAAAAAUGUAUGGUAAAUAUAUGCAGUAUAGUAUAUGUAUAUAAUAUCCAUUGAAGACUGUAUAUUUGUGCACAAGCUAUUGAAUGAGUGAACCUUUGCCUAUGUACAAGCUGCUUGUCUCUUUCUCUAUGCUGCUUUAUAAUAGAGAAGCAGUACACUUCAAGUUGAAACUACUGUACAGCUCAAAUACCUCUUGUAUUAUACAAUUCAUAAAUAUCUACUGUAGUUUUGGUAGAAAUAUUUUAUUCAUUCUUGCUAUUUUUUAUUAGUUUUCCUCUGAGUGAUUUUUAUUAGAGCACAGUAGUAGUAGUAGAGGUGAGAGUUACCUAGACAACUUCACUUCUUAUAUAUUCAUACAUUAGUCUUUCCCUCUGAACUAGGUAUACCUCUGUUCUGCAUAUAUUUCAUAUAGGUAUGUUAUUGCAAAUGUAGUGAAGAUAACCCUUGGUACAAAUCUAUAAAGUAGUGUCAAGGAAGCCUAGUUAUUUAUGAGUUCAGUGAUGGGGCUCUGAAUCAAGUAGGAGUGCCAUCAAGGAAGCAUAGUUGUUGGUCAUUUCAGUGAUUGGACUUGAAUAAAGUCUGCGCAUUGUCAGGGAAUCCUUGACACUGCACGUACUACAAUGAAUUGUGUAGGAAUAUUGUCUGAGAUUCUUGUACUGUAUAUAAUGUCAGUAAUGGGGCUUUGUAUCAGUUAGGAUUACUGUCAAGGAAGACUAGUUGUUUAUCAAUUCAGUGAUGGGACUUUAAAUUUAGCUGGAGUAGUGUCAAGGAAAUGUAGUUAUUGAUAAUUUCAGUGAUGGGAUUUUGAGAGAAAUAUGUAUAUGUAGUGGCAAGGAAACCUACUUAUUAAUUCAGUGAAGCAGAGUUAUUUAUGAAUCCAAUGUUGAGACUUUCAAUCAAAUGUAAGUAACGUCAAGGACACUGUUUUUUUAUCAUUUCAGUGAUGGGUACUUGGAAUAAAGUAGGAGUAUUGUUAUUGAAGCCCAAACCAGCCCGAGAAGAGUCUACUUGAGACUCAGAGGUCUGGAAAAACUAACCCCUAUUAAUAAUAAUAAUAUUGAAGCCCAGUCACUUCUGAGUUUCAUGAUGGCUUUGAUCUUGUGUCAGAUUUUUAAUGGAUGAUCGUUUAAUGAGAACAAUUUUAAUUGAAAACAGAUGAGUAAAUGCUGUCAAAUAACCUCACUGAGUUUAGCCUAGAGAUGCUUACAAGAGAAUAAUCAAUGAACUUUUGGUGCAACAUGAGGUCGUUUUUAGUUGUAAUUAUAUAUGUAGUUGUUUUACUUACAGGUAAUGAAAUACCCUGCCA